Messenger RNA from Dermacentor andersoni, 3555 nucleotides. RefSeq lists its product as uncharacterized. Lineage: Eukaryota; Metazoa; Arthropoda; Arachnida; Ixodida; Ixodidae. The record is from RefSeq and is a predicted model, not a curated record.
AGAGGGUCAGGUCGACCGUACUGUUUCAGCAAGACGCACUGUACGGUGAACUCGGUCCUUUUUUUUUUCUCUAAAAAAAUACCCCUUGGCGGUUUGUGGAAGCCGAAAAAUCCGACGAGGAACGCAUUAGGGACGCAGAUCUUCAGGUCGUGGGAAGCCCGCGAAGGCUGACGUCAUGGCGGACGAGGACUGCCGGCGCGAACCGCCGAGUGAACGACGCGUCGAGACGGACGCCGACUCGGACACCAACAUCGACGCCUCGCCGGCCGGCGACGCGGCGCCGGAGACCGACUCGCAGGGUUCCGAAAAGCCCGUGGCGGCCGAGAAGGAGCCCGUGGUCGUCGUCAAAGUGCCGUACAACGAGCACAGUGACGUCAGCGCGAGAACAGAAGAGCAAAUUGAGGAAUUCCAGACCAAGCACAAGAUCAAGAUAGAGGGCGAGGGUGUUGCCAAGCCGAUUUUCAAGCUUGAAGAAGCUGGUCUUCCAGAUGAGUUCAUAAGCAAAAUCAAGGAUGUUCUCGGAAGCUCAUUACCUGCGCUGGCCUCAUACGGCCUGCCAGCUCUGCUUGGUGGACGAGACUUCAUUGGACUUGGCGAUGCCUCCAUGUCCGAGAAGGUCAUUUCUUUUCUUCCAUCAGUCGUGAUGCAUUGCCAGCGAAACAUGAAGAGCGAGUCGAAAGGCCCUGUCGCACUUCUGCUGGCAUCCAGCUGCCGGCAGGUACGCGACAUCUACAAGUACUUCCGGGACACUGGCCGGUCGCUGGACCUGGAGAGUCUCGAAAUCUCGGAGGAGACCUCCAAUGACCGCGAGGACUUCCAGUCAGAGUUCCACGUGGCCAUCUCCACGGUGACCACCAUGCAGAAAGUGCACACGUCGGGGCACUUUGACUUUGGCACCAUCUCUGUCGCCAUCCUGUAUGGCAUUGACGAGCUUGUUGACAGCAACCAUGUGGAUGCGAUCAACACGAUCCUGAAAGAUGUUCACCCAGAGCGCCAGCUGGUGGCCUUCAGCAGAAGCUGGCUGCCCGACAUCCGGAAUGCUGUCUUCGCGCUGGCCAAGAACCCCGUCAUCGUGCAGAUCGGCGAGGUCGAGACGACGGCGCUGCCAAGUGACGUCACCAUCGACGUCCGCAUCAUGGACGACGAGAGUGCCAAGAAGAAAGACCUGCAGAGCUUACUUGAAGAAACUCUGAGGAAAGAGGACGCUGGAAAGACUGUCAUCGUGGUGAAGACUAAGCGGAAAGCCAAAAAUACCAAGAAGGCGGUCGACAGCAAAGAUUUCCCAGCAGAUGCCCUGAUUGCUGGACGUGGAAGGUCAAAGGCAUCGGACAGGGAUGCUAUAGUGAAAGAUUUCAAGUCCGGCAAGGUCAAGAUGCUCAUUGUGACAGCGGCAACGCUUAAGGAUAUCGGCAAGGAGGAGGUGAAGAACCUGGUCGUUUUCGACUUCCCGGCAUCGCCGCGCGAGUUCUCCCAGCUGCUGCGGCAGACGGCACCAACCCUGAAGGUGACCAAGGUGUACACCUACCUGACCAGCGCCCAGGGUCGCCACGCCCCGGGUCUCGCCGACCUGCUGAGGAGUGCAGAGCUGGAGCCAAACGAGAAGCUUGUCUCGCUGGAGGAGUGGGCAAAGUCUGCCGCCGAAGGAAAAGGUCCCCCGUUGCCGACGGGCAAAGAGGGCGGCGGCGACGACGAGGACAAGGACGAAGACGAGUCGGACAGCUCGUCGGACGACGACCGGCGGCACGGCCGCGGUGGCAGCAGCCACCGGGACCGCGACCGGGACCGCGGCGGCGACCGCGGGGGCGACCGCGAUCGGGAACGCAAGCGGUCCUACUCGCGCAGCCGCUCGCGUAGCCGCUCGUCGGACGAAGACUACCGGAGCUCCUCGAAGCGCAGCCGGCGCAGCGGCGGCGGGAGCCGCUGGGGCGACGACGAUCGCGACCGGGGCGACCGAGGCCACCGGCGCGGCGGCCGCGGAGGGGGCGGCUUCAGGGGUCGCGGCGGAGGAGGGUUCCGGGACGACUACGGCGGAGGCCGAGGGGGCGGGCGCGGUUUCGGCCGCGGGGGCCGCGGAGGCUUCGGCGACCGCGGAGGGGGCAGGGGAGGCUACGGCGACCGCGGGGGUGGGCGUGGCGGCUACGGCGACCGUGGAGGAGGCCGGGGCGGCGGCGGCUACGGUGACCGCGGUGGAGGUCGCGGUGGCUACGGAGACAGGGGCGGCCGGAGUGGUUAUGGGGACAGAGAUAGAGACAGGGGUGGUGACGACUACGAGGGAGGAGGCGGCCGUGGCGGCGGCCGGGGUGGCCGUGGUGGUUACGGAUACGGUGACCGGGGAGGCGGACGAGGCAGUUACGGGGACCGAGGAGGCAGGGGAGGCUACAGGGACAGGGGCAGCGACGACGAGCAAGGAGGAGGUGGCGGUGGUGGUUCGCGGGGCUACGGCGGAGGAGGCGGCGGCUACGGCGAGCGUAGCAACGGCGGCGGUGGUGGGCGCUGGGAUGACCGUGAAAGCGAAGGUGGUGGCGGCAGGGGAGGCGGCCGCGACGGAGGAUACGGCGGCAGGGGCGGCGGCCGCGACAGCGGAUACGGCGGAAGGGGCGGCGGCCGCGACAGCGGAUAUGGCGGCAGGAGCAGCGGCUUCGACGACCAGCGCGGUGGGGACGGCUACGAACAGCAGGGGGGCGGCGGUGGCGGAAGAGGGGGCGGCGGCUACGGUGGGUCAGGGGGUUACGGCCAGUCUGGAGGCGCCGGCCAAAGCCAAGGAGGCGGCGGCGGUGGCGGCUACGGAGACUGGAACGCCCAGCAGCAGUCACAAGGCGGAGCCGCCUCGUCGCCCACAGGUUUGCAGCAGACCCUUCAGCAGAUGGCUGCUGGCUCGCAAAACACGGGGUACUUUACCAGACAACCGCGUACAGGUGAUGGCGGUGCUGGGCCAAAGUCUCAAGGUGGUGGCGGCAGCGGCGGUACGUCGCGGUUUGGACCUGGCGGCGGCGGGUCCGGAAGCCUGCAGCAGCAGCAGUCGGGUCCUCAGGGAGCCACUGCAGGCGCCUACGGCGCAUACAUGCAGAAUGCAUACGGUCAGCAGCGGCAAGACUCUCAGCAGCAGCAGCAGCAACAACAGCAGAAAGGUGGUGGCGGUGGCGGUUACCCAGCAGCCUUUGCACAGCAGCAGGCGCAGUACAUGGCCCAGCAAGGUGGCUACUCUACGGCCGCUGGCCAGCAGCAACAGGCCGGCUAUGGAGGAAGUGCCAGCAGCCAAGCCUACAGCACCACUUACCCGACCACCGCCUAUCAGACGGCCGCCGCACAGCAGAAGCAAGGAGCAGCAGCUGGGCCAGGCGGUGGCGGUGCAGCCGCCUACCAGACGGCGCAGCAGCAGCAGUCACAGUACAACAGCUACAGCACCCAGUUUGCAGGCAACGCAGCUGCCGGAGGCCAGUUCUACCGUUCAGGGAACCAGUAGAGAGGGAAAUGAGAGAGCUCUACAACAACCACCACCACCAACCACCACAGCCAUCGUUACCAUCACGAGCCCUCACUACACACAUUAUUCAU